Closterium sp. Yama58-4 is the source of this 2619-nucleotide messenger RNA. Lineage: Eukaryota; Viridiplantae; Streptophyta; Zygnematophyceae; Desmidiales; Closteriaceae. The record is from the annotation of a GenBank genome assembly.
AUGGGUGCUGAGCCUGGGGGUGCAGAGCCUGGGGGUGCUGAGCCUGGGGGUACUGAGCCUGGGGGUGCGGAGCUUGAGGGUGUGGAGCCUGGAGGUGCUGAGCCUGAGUGUGAGGGGUCUGGGGGUGCUGAGCUUGGCAGUACUGAGUCUGGGGGUGCUGCACCUGGGGGUGCUGAGGCGUCUGGUGAGCAGUCUCCCUGGAGCGGCCGUCUCCGUAGUCGCUCCGCUGGUGCCUCGCCGCUGCCCUCUCGUCGUCGACUCCCCCUCUCCUCCCUGCAGCUGGUUGAGUGGUACCUUGGUCGUCAGGGUCGCGCUGCUGGAGCUGGUGACUCUGCUCCUAGAGCUGUUUCUACUAGAGGCUCUGCUGCUGCUGAGGGUGCGGGCGCUGGAGGUUCUGGCGCUACUGGAGCUGCUGAGGGUGCUGGCACUGGAGGUUCUGGAGCUGUUAGAGGUGCUGACGCUGAGGGUUCUGAGUCUGCUGUUGCGCGGUCUCCUUGGAGUGGCCGCCUUCGUCCGCGUGUGCCUCUCACCUCACAGCAGCUGCACGACUGGUACGGUCGCCGUCAGGGUCGCGCUUCUGGAGCUAGGGGCUCUGCUACUGGAGGUACUUCUGCUGACGUCACUGGAGCUGGGAGUGGUGCUGGUCUCGGAGGUGCUCGUACUGGGGGUACUGGAGCUACUGGGGCUGGAGGUGCUGAGCCUGCGGGUGCUGCUGCUGGGGACACUGCGGCUGGAGACCCUGGGACUGGGGGUGCCGGUUCUGGGGGUGCUGCUGCUGGUGGAGCUGGCCCUGGAGGAGCUGGCGCUGAGGGUUCUGGUGCUGCUGGAGGUGCUGGAGCUACUAAAGGUGCUGGAGCUGCUGGUGCUGGUAGCACCGCACCGACUCGACUUUUCUUCACUCCGCCGUCUCCGUCGUCUCAGCCACCGUCUGGCUCUGCCCUUCGCCAGGUUCUUGACCUCCCGUCUUCUACUGGUCUACAGUUACUGCCUGGCUCUCCUCUGCCUGCUCCUUCUCCUUACACUGAGCAGACAGGGGGUCUUGCUGAGCGUCGUGAGCCUGCGUCGCGUCCUGUCUCGCCUGUUCGUCCUUGUCGUGUCGUUCGUCGUGUUCCUCGUCAGCGUCAGCCGGCUGUCCCCGGCACACGCCUUGUAGCCCUGCGUCGGUCCUCUCCUCCGGAGCGUACUCCUCUUCCGUCUCCUCCUGCGUCCUCUUUGCCUGACGUCGCGGAUCCUGAGUCUGACUGGUUUCGUGCUGAGCACCCUACUGUCACGCGUCUGCUUGCCACUGUUGUCACUGACCCGUCGUUUGAGUCUACUGCUGCGUCUGCCCUGGUCGCUGAGCUUGUUGACUUUGCUGCUGCCUGUCGUCUAGACUUCGCUGCCAGUCUUGUUGCUGAGUCUGAGUCUGUCUGUCCUCCGUCCGUCGGGGGUGAGUGUGCUCUUAGCACGGACGUCCUUGAGGACAGGCAAGAGGACCUUGAGUGUCUUGCGGCUGCUGCGCCUCAUCUCGUGGCCAUGCUGCUUGCCCCUGGAGGAGACCCGGAUGCACCAAACAUCCCGACCCCGCGCUCUUACGCUGAGGCGAUCGCGGGUGAGUACUCCUCUCAGUGGCAGACAGCCAUGGACGCAGAGAUGGCAUCCUGGAAGUCCACAGGCACUUACGUCGAUGAGGUUCCCCCUCCUGGGGCGAACAUCGUCGAUGGCAUGUGGAUUUUCAGGGUGAAGCGGCCGCCGGGUUCUCCUCCUGUCUUCAAGGCUCGUUACGUUGCUAGAGGCUUCAGUCAGCGUGAGGGAGUUGACUUCUUCCAGACCUUCUCCCCUACCCCGAAGAUGACCACUCUUUGGGGCAGCCUGCACGAGGAGAUCUGGCUGCGCCGCCCACCUGGCUUCACUGGGUCGUUCCCUCCUGAUACCCAGUGGAGCCUCCGGCGGCCAGUCUACGGCCUCCGCCAGGCGCCUCGUGAGUGGCACGACACACUGAGGACUACACUUGCGACUCUUGGGUUUGCUCCUUCGAUUGCUGACCCGUCGCUGUUUCUGCGCACCGACACUUCCCUGCCGCCGUUCUACAUCCUCGUGUACGUCGACGACUUGGUCUUUGCCACUGCUGACACUGAGGCUCUCGCUCAGGUGAAGUCGGAGCUGCGGAAGAGACACACGUGCACAGACCUGGGUGAGCUGCGCAGCUACCUUGGCUUGCAGAUCACCCGGGACAGAGCACGCCGCACCAUCACCCUGACUCAGUCACACAUGGUGCAGCAGGUCCUUCAGCGCUUCGGCUUCUCCUGGUCCUCCCCACAGCACACUCCUCUGGCUACAGGUCACUCGCUCUCAGCUCCACCUUCGGACGAAUCCGUAGAGCCGAGUGGUCCUUACCCAGAGCUAGUUGGCUGCCUCAUGUACCUGAUGACCUGCACUCGACCUGACCUCGCAUAUUCUCUUGGUCUUUUGGCUCCUGGCAGGCACCGAAAGGUGCACAUGGAUGCUGCCAAGAGGGUGUUGCGCUACCUGUGCAGUACAUCAGGCAUGGGGCUCGUGCUUGGAGGACGGAGUGAGGUGGUCCUCACUGGGCACUCAGACGCGUCUUGGGUUGACGACCAGACUACACAGUGGUCGUGA